This is a messenger RNA of Ooceraea biroi (clonal raider ant), 3369 nucleotides long. RefSeq names its product heat shock protein 70 cognate 3 (gene Hsc70-3). NCBI's taxonomy places the organism in Eukaryota, Metazoa, Arthropoda, Insecta, Hymenoptera, Formicidae. Gene Ontology annotation, molecular function: ATP-dependent protein folding chaperone; ATP binding. The record is from RefSeq and is a predicted model, not a curated record.
CGACGUAUCGGUCCCGUUAAUAUCCCGGCCCCCGAGUCCGAUGCCGACAGCAGUCAUCGUUGCACCGUUCGAGGAAUUGGGAGUAUUCGUUCGCGAUCGGAGGAACGUUUAUUGAGAAAAUUGACGGCACGCAUUCGCCUGGUUAGUUUCAUAGAAAACAGAAGAUGAAGGGAGCCAAAGCUCUACUGAUAGUGGGGCUGCUUGCAGCCGCCACGAUUGCGAAGGAGGAUAAGGAAAAGGAGGACAUUGGUACGGUGAUAGGAAUUGAUCUGGGUACAACAUACUCCUGUGUCGGCGUUUACAAGAAUGGCCGUGUGGAGAUCAUAGCCAACGAUCAGGGUAACCGAAUCACGCCGUCCUACGUGGCGUUUACCACUGACGGCGAGCGGCUGAUUGGCGAUGCCGCUAAGAACCAGCUCACGACGAAUCCGGAGAACACCGUGUUCGACGCGAAACGACUGAUCGGCCGCGAAUGGAUGGACCCCACCGUGCAGCACGAUGUCAAAUUCUUCCCGUUCUCCGUUAUUGAGAAGAACAACAAGCCGCACAUCAAGGUCGAGACUAAUCAAGGAAUGAAGGUCUUUGCACCCGAGGAGAUCUCCGCUAUGGUGCUGGGCAAGAUGAAGGAAACCGCCGAGGCCUAUCUGGGUAAGAAGGUCACCCAUGCAGUAGUCACCGUGCCGGCGUACUUCAACGAUGCGCAACGACAGGCGACUAAGGAUGCCGGAACGAUCUCUGGCCUGAUCGUGAUGAGAAUCAUCAACGAACCGACCGCUGCCGCGAUCGCGUACGGUUUGGACAAGAAGGACGGCGAGAAGAACGUGCUGGUGUUUGACCUGGGCGGUGGCACCUUUGACGUCAGUCUGCUCACCAUUGAUAACGGUGUGUUUGAAGUCGUUGCUACUAACGGUGACACGCAUCUGGGAGGUGAGGACUUCGACCAGCGUGUGAUGGAUCAUUUCAUCAAGCUGUACAAGAAGAAGAAGGGCAAGGAUAUCCGCAAGGACAACCGAGCUGUGCAGAAACUGCGUCGUGAAGUCGAAAAGGCGAAACGAGCGCUCAGCGCUAGCCAUCAGGUCAGAAUCGAAAUCGAAUCGUUCUUCGAGGGCGAGGACUUCUCCGAGACGCUGACCCGUGCGAAAUUCGAGGAGCUGAACAUGGAUCUCUUCCGCAGCACAUUGAAGCCUGUGCAGAAAGUCUUGGAAGAUUCCGACAUGAGCAAAAAAGACGUGGACGAGAUUGUCCUGGUUGGUGGUUCAACCAGGAUCCCGAAGGUUCAGCAAUUGGUCAAGGAGUUCUUCGGUGGCAAGGAACCGUCACGGGGUAUUAAUCCCGACGAGGCUGUUGCUUACGGUGCCGCUGUACAAGCCGGUGUACUGUCCGGAGAGCAAGAUACUGAUGCCAUUGUACUUCUCGACGUUAAUCCCCUCACCUUGGGAAUCGAGACUGUUGGCGGUGUGAUGACGAAACUUAUUCCAAGAAACACCGUUAUUCCGACGAAAAAAUCGCAGAUCUUCUCCACGGCCUCCGACAGCCAGCACACCGUCACGAUUCAAGUGUACGAGGGCGAGCGUCCGAUGACCAAGGACAACCAUUUGCUCGGCAAGUUUGAUCUGACCGGCAUUCCACCGGCGCCGCGCGGCAUACCGCAGAUCGAGGUCACCUUCGAAAUCGAUGCGAAUGGUAUCCUGCAAGUGUCGGCCGAGGAUAAGGGCACCGGCAACCGCGAAAAGAUCGUUAUCACAAACGAUCAGAACCGUCUGACGCCUGAUGACAUCGAACGGAUGAUCAAGGACGCGGAGAAGUUCGCUGACGACGACAAGAAGCUGAAGGAGCGCGUGGAGGCGCGCAACGACCUCGAGUCGUACGCGUACUCGCUCAAGAACCAGCUGGCCGACAAGGAGAAGCUCGGCUCGAAGGUGAGCGACGCGGACAAGACCACGAUGGAGGAGGCGAUCGAGGAGAAGAUCAAGUGGCUGGAGGACAAUCAGGACACCGAACCGGAGGAGUACAAAAAGCAAAAGAAGGAGCUCACCGACAUCGUGCAGCCGAUCAUUGCGAAACUGUAUCAGGGCGCGGGCGGCGGCGUUCCGCCCACCGGUGGUGACGAGGAAGAUCUCAAGGACGAGCUUUAACUGCGAGCCAGCAAUCCGCCCGUUUCGGCUCGCGGUACAGACUGAUUACUCGCCUCCCCGAGCAAAUACCUUAUAGAAGUGUCACGUCGAUGUAUCACGAGAGGCUUAAGCGAAACUCAACACUCGCGGAGUCACGUUCGUGCCGUACAUUUAACUGAGGGUGGCUUUUGAGGGUCUAAGUUUUACUUAGACAAUAUGUAGCGUUAUAUAAAUAUAUACAUUAUCUGUAAAUUUAAGACCUAGGUUAAGGAAAGUACUUGCAAUUAAAUGUACGGCGAGGACGUAAGUUUUCGUCGUUAAGUCUAUGUAUAUUUGAGGAAAGUGCGAGGAAAGGCAAAUCGAAAAGUUGGCAGGUUUUUCGAACACAUUUCAUAGUUGCGCUUAGAAGAGGAUACGUUAGAGAUAUAUAUAUAUAUAUAUAUUCUGGUUAAUAUAUAUAUGUAUGUAUAAAUAUAUUAUUAAUUUUUUAAUAGGUUCAGCGUUUUCUCGCAUUUUCUUUAGCCACAAAAAGCUGUCUUAUACAAGCCAGUCGCUCGGGCAAUUAGGUGUGUGUCUGGAAAAAGCGUCCUGCGUUCGAUUAAAUCACGAUAAGACGAGACCUUAACGAAACUAAGGUAUUUCAGUGCAACAGAUAGUUCAUAAGUGAUUCUUGAAACAUUUACUUUCGUUUUAUUCGUAAUUUACUCGAUUGCCGGGACUCGUCUGACAAAUCUUGCAUUAACACGUUGCCAAUGUAGCAAUCAAUUGUAAUCAUCAUCGGCUGUUCUACAUCACGUUUGUCCAGGAGGAAUGUGUCAUCUCAACCCUCUUGAUGAAAGAAUCAGCUAACGAGACAGGUCAGGGAGGGAUCUUUCCGACGCUCUUCUGGUUCCACCCUGUGACACACACACAUAACACACAUAUAUAUAUACACACACAUAUAUAUACACACACAUAAUUACCCUCUCCAUUGCGUCGUUAAUUUAUUUUGAAUUGUUUUAUAUGUUCCAUUAAGUGUAAUGAUCGAAUAAUCGGUUAAUUGCGCGGAGUAAAGCGUAUUGAAGAUUUGUUCGCGAGAUAUGCCCAUGUACGACUGAAAGAGAAUGAAUGAUGUGCGCAAGUAUGCGUGGCCUUGUAACUCGUAUACUGCCACACUGAGUUACAUUUGUACUGUGUACAAUGUAGCCGAGUUAACGUGUGUGACUGCUAUAUGUAACUGUAUUCGCAAGAAUAAAGAUUUUUUCAGUAAAUUGUA